CUCUUCAGAAACAUCGAAUCCCCACUGAUGUAUGAAGUUUCAGAGCACCAAAACAGUGGAACAGAUAGUUCAGGAAGCAGCCUUGGAAGCUCAGUCACAGCAUGUAAAAAGGUCCUCUGCAGUAACAGCCUGCUAGAAUCCACAGACUACUGGCUUCAGAAUCAGAAGACACCAUGCCGAAUUGGCAUCGUGGAGGACCAGUUAGAAAGCACCUACACUUCAGUUUGCUUUGUGAAUCUGGAUGCACACAAAGAUGUUUGCAAUGAUGAACUCAUGAAAGAGAGAUUGAUCAGCAUCUCCCCAAAUCUCCCGAAGCUUAUCAACUCCAUGAAUGUACAGCCACCAAAAGAGAAUGAAAUUGUUCUGCUGAGUGGAUUAACUUCAGGGAAGCUUCAGAGUGAUUUUGAAGUACCCCAGUGUUCCUGGCUGGCAGAUGUCUGUCUGGUUCAGUGUGCAAGAGGAAACAGAAAGAACAGCACAAGCUGCAUCAUUUUUGAAAUAAACAAGUUUCUGAUUGGGCUGGAGCUCGUGCAGGAGAAGCAGCUGCACCUAGAGGCUAGCAUCUUAAAGCCUGAAGAUGAUACUAACUGCUCGGUGUCCUCAAUAGAGGAAGACUUCCUCACAGCAUCAGAGUACUUUGAAGAAGAGAAUGAGGCAGAUGAAUAUAGAAACGGUCAUAAAAAGCUAAAUGUCACAGAAGCUGCAGCAGAGUUCAAAACAUACAGAGGUAAAGGACUUGAAAACCUACAUUGCAAAAAAGUUAGGUUACCAUUUACUCUGGAAUCUAAUUCUAGUAACAAAGGCAGCACUGCUUCUGCUAGAACAUUAAGCUCUUCUGAAGAAGAAUAUAAUGGUGAGGAUGAAGAGACUGUAACUAAAACUGUUAAUCAACUUCAAUGGAAGACUGACAUUGCUGGAAAACCUAAGACUUCUUGUAAUAUCGAUGAUCUGGAAGACUCUUCUCGUGGUGACACAGACAAUUCUGAUGUAUCAGAAGAUGCAUCUUUGGCCAUAAUGGCUAAGGAGGAAAUUAUUGCUUUGAAUGAUGCAACAACAGAACAAAACAGUCAUUUAGGCACAUCAGAGUAUAGACCUGAAAGUACCUUUCAUCCUCCCAUGCAGAAUGAACAAGCCACUGCAGGUCAAUUUGCUACAAAUCUGGCAGAGUCUGUCCUGCAAGAUGCAUUCAUCAGAUUGUCUCAGUCUGCUUUUACCAAAGAGGCUGCCAUCAGCAUCUCUCUUGGUAACUCCUUAACUUCAGCUGCAUACACAUCACAGGAUGUAAUGGCUUCUCGGUCAUGGAAUGAGCUUCCCAAAAUAGUUAUUGUUCAAAGUCCAGAUGGCUCUGACAACACACCUGAAUGGCCUGGGGCUAACCUUCCAAAUAUAUGUCCUUGGUCUGAAGUUGAACAUGCUACUGAAGAUGCAGAUUGGUUACAAAACAACAGUUCCAAUGGAGGCACCCAAAGUGCCUUAGAGGUAGCCUUGGCCUGUGCCGCUACAGUCAUUGGUACCAUUUCGAGCCCGCAUGCUACAGAAAAGCUCAAAAUAGAACAGGAGACUGCAAACUCUAAAACACAUGUGGAUGAUAGUGAAGACUUAGAGGAAAAGUCUUCCCAAAAUGUCAGUUGUACACCUGUGGACUAUUCAUUUCCAUCUGCCCUGUGCGGCAUGACUCAAGUAGCAAGCGCUGUUGCUGUUUGUGGCUUCGGAGAAAGAACAGAUGCCAAGUAUCCUAUAGCUUCAGGUGGACUCCUUUCUGCUGCUGAGACAUCAGCAGCCAUUACUCUUCACUGUAGCAUAGCCAUAGGGAGCAGCAUGGAGGAUUUGAACAAUAGUAUUGCACAAGUGUUGCUCAAAGAGGCAUCCUUAGUGCUGUCAAAACCUGAAGCAUACAGGAAUAUAGGGGACUUCAUGGAGUCUAUAAAUGGGAAAAUUGUUCAGACAGUAACAAAGCCCUCAGUUCCCCACUUGGAUGAAAUAAUUGUUGAUGAACUUGCCCAGAACUUGUCCAAUGUUAUCCUCAGACAUUCAGUGGAAGAGGUCAGGAAGAAGCAGCUUAAUGCAUGUUCAGACAGAAGUAUAGAUCUCAGUACCCAGGAUGUCUUUAUUGCGACUGCAAAUAAGCUGCUUUUUAAUGUGCUGUAUUUCACAUGUAAGAAGAUGACUGAUAUUGCACAACUCGGUGAAUGUCUGAAUACUCUGGCUGAUGAUCAUCUUAACAGGCAGAUAAUGGAAAGCCAGCCAAAAGAGACAGCACACGAUCUAUUAGAGUCACCCACAAGCUACCCCAAGAGCAAGGCUUUUAGCAUCUUCCGUGGCACCAACACUGAUAAGGGUGCUGUGUCAGCAACACAUUCAGUGGAAGACAUCAAAGGGGAAGUUGCACCAGACGCCCCAGAAUCUGCCACAUUUCCCACCAAUUCACCAUCCAGGACCCAUGCUCACAGUUCAUCCUCUGGAAAAACAUCUCCUAAGAAAAGAUAUUUGAAAAGAACUGCAAGAGAGUGUUACAGAUCCAUAAAUUCCAGUAGCAAUCAAGCUAAAAAGGACAUUCAUUCAUGUGCUGGCAAAGAAAAUAUGACAGCGACUACUGAAUGCAGACAUGGCCUUCGAGAACUUCAAUCUCCCAAUGUUGCAAUAAGUACAGAAAGCCAUGAGAAGCACAUGGGUGAUGCAGCAUGGCACAGCGAAGCCCAACGCAGUGUGUCCUUAUUGGGUACUCAAGCUUUUCUGCCUCCCCAACCUCUGCUACAGUUGAAACACCCAACAGAUAAAUACUGCAUAGCAGAUUUUGCAGAGGAAUUGGCAGAGACUGUGGUCUCUAUGGCAACAGAAAUAGCUGCCAUUUGCCUUGACAAUUCAAAUGGCAAGCAACCUUGGUUCUGUGCAUGGAAGAGAGGAAGUGAAUAUUUGAUGCCCCAGGCUUUGUCAUGCCGGACCAUCAAAAGAAAGAAAGAAACACAGUCUAAUGGAUCGGUUGUAAGAAAGCAUAGGCCGCCUAGGUUGAGUGAGAUCAAGAGAAAAACAGAUGAACAUCCUGAGCUAAAAGAAAAGCUUAUGAAUAGGGUUGUGGAUGAAUCCAUUUAUCUUGACGAUACAACAGAUUCAAGCAAUAGCUUUGCCAGUGAUGUAGCUGCUAAGAUUAUUAAUUUGGCAGAACUCUCUGUGGUGGAUAAUGUAUGGCAGAGUCCAAACCAUCCACGAAAUAGGCUACUUUGUGACCGGUGGAGCAGAGUCAACGCAUCCAGCUGUGAAAGCAUUCCUGAAGAGGACUCAGAUUCCAAAGGGUCUGCAAAUACUUUGGCUCUCAUGAACACUUUAGGGCAACCCCUAAGCAGGACAAGUUCUGUCUCUAAGCAGUCCAGCUGUGAAAGCAUUACAGAUGAGUUUUCACGGUUUAUGGUCAACCAGAUGGAAAAUGAAGGUCGAGAAUUUGAUUUAUUACUUGAUUACUAUGCUGGGAAAAAUGCAAACAACAUCUUAAAUUCUGCACUGCAGCAAGUCACCAAGAAAAAUGGCCACCUCAGUGUGAGGCCAAGUUGCCCAUCCAAACAGUCAAGCACAGAAAGCAUUACGGAAGAGUUUUAUAAAUAUAUGCUAAGGGAAAUUGAAAAGGAAAAUAAGGAAAAUGGGUUUUCUGCUAGGAGUGCAAAGGACUGGAGCAACAAUUUAUUACCUCCUUCCCAACGAUCAGCUUUUUGUUUUAGACAGUCUUCAAUGCCUGAUAGCAGAUCAACAGCAUCCAGGCUUACAGUGAAUGUGCCCAUCAAAGCAAAUUCAUUAGAUGGCUUUUCUCGCAAUGGCCACCAGGAUUCUUUAACCAUACAGCCUAUCAGUACAGUGUCCUCAUCAGGGCUUUGCAAAUCAGACUCUUAUCUGUAUCAAAGAUGUCGGACUGAUAAGGUAACUGACAUGCUGAUUCAUGAGACCUGGUCAAACUCCAUCAAAGCCCUGAUGUGCAAGAAUAAGAUCAUAGCUGAUGAUGGGGAGAUCGCGGAGCCUGAUCAACAUCCUCAUGGUUCUCCACCACAUGUUCAGCAAUACGCAAACAGGCUAGCUGAAAACAUUGUGGAGAGUGGGAAAACCUUAAUUGCCAUCCAUCAGGAUUCUGCAGACACAAGCAAAGCAACAGACAGCAGCUGCAUCCCAGUAGGGAUCCAAAGUAACUGUAAACCCACCGGAGACAGACUAGAUGUAGAUGUGAAGAAACAGCAUACUGGAUCCCCUGGUUCGUUUUCCACAAACCAGACAAGCUCUUCUGCAUGCCCAAGGGAAGUGCCUUUAAUUCAGAUAGAAACAGAUCAAAGAGAAGAGUUUAAUAAAGGCUCCCAGCCCUUAACAGAAGCUAACAUCACCUCUGGGAAAACGAGGGAGCAUCUAAACAAUGAAAAAUCUACAAAGGCAGAUUCAGGAAGGCAUCUGGUUUCCACAACAACCAACAGCAUGGCAACCUGCAACGGCCAGGAGCCCGAAGCCUCCGUAGAGGCCAAAGCUGUGGAGGAGUCUCCAGUCCCUCUCAGCAGCAGUGAUGAGAGCACAGGGAGCAGCUGGUGUCAGCUGGCCAAUGAGGAGGACAAUCCUGACGAUACCAGCAGCUAUUUGCAACUCAGUGAGAGAUCUAUGAGCAAUGGCAACAGCAGUACCACUAGCAGUCUUGGCAUUGUGGAUCUGGAAAUUUAUCAGGAAAACAUGCCAUCUUCUCGUGCCAUUCAUGAAUUAGUAGAAGAAAGUGCAUUCCGUGACAAACAGCCAGACAAGGUGGAAGAACACACUUCCGGCUUAUCUGUGGGACCAGCCAGUGGGCAAAAGGAUAUCUUGGUGAUAAACUUUGACCUAGAACCAGAGUGCCCUGAUACAGAAUUGCGUGCCACUCUUCAGUGGAUAGCUGCAUCAGAGCUUGGGAUUCCUAUGAUCUAUUUUAAGAAAUCUCAGGAAAAUAGAAUUGAAAAGUUCUUAGAUGUUGUGCAGCUUGUCCACCAGAAAUCCUGGAAAGUGGGUGAUAUUUUCCAUGCUGUGGUAGAAUUCUGCAAGCACCAUGAAGAAAGCAGUGAGCUGGCACCAAGCCUUUUUGACUGGCUUCUUGAACUGGGAUAA
Molecule: messenger RNA, 5097 nt
Organism: Varanus komodoensis (Komodo dragon)
Lineage: Eukaryota; Metazoa; Chordata; Lepidosauria; Squamata; Varanidae
Gene: SPHKAP
Product: SPHK1 interactor, AKAP domain containing
Exons: 11
Coding region: 28-5097 (1689 amino acids)
Cellular component (GO): cytoplasm
Molecular function (GO): protein kinase A binding
Source: RefSeq, a predicted model, not a curated record